Ectocarpus sp. CCAP 1310/34 is the source of this 1868-nucleotide messenger RNA. NCBI's taxonomy places the organism in Eukaryota, Phaeophyceae, Ectocarpales, Ectocarpaceae. The record is from the annotation of a GenBank genome assembly.
AUGGACCCAUCAGCAGACACCACGCCGCCGGUAGCCGUGGGCGCGGCAGAAGCUGGAUCGUCGGCUGUUGAUCCUGCCGUGAGCAGCGGCGAUGUGGCCGAGGCUGUGGCCAAGGGUGAGACGACUGCGGUGAGCGAGACUGCUGCUCCAACAGUGGUUGCAUCGUCGCCAGCCACUGGUAGCGAGCCCGUCGCUGAUGCCGUGGCGACAACAUCUUCGGUGCCAGUCGGGAUGUCACCUGCUCAUGGAGGCGACGUUGCGGGCGCCGGGGUUGCUGCAGCUGUCCCCGGCGAAGCUGUGAUGGGAGAAGGGCUGGGCGCCGGGAAGACGUCUCACGGCGUUGGUGCUGCCGCCGCUGAGAGCCCCAAGCCCAAGAAGGACGAGCAUGCUGACAAGCACGCAAGCCUCAAGAAAAAUGCCAUGAAGGCGGUGAAGAUGGCGUACAGCCAGUACAAGAAGCACAAGAAGAAGAAAAAGUAUGGCAGCACUACCCACGGCUCCUCCUCCUCCGGCGGCGGUUCCCACGCCGUGAGCGAUAUCAUGGGCGACAUCGGUGGGGGCGACGGUGGCGAAUCGAGCUCCUCGUUGAGUUCGGAUGACGAUGGCGACAUGAUGGACUCCAUCAAGGGAAUGUUGGGAUCUCUCGGAAUGGACCCUGAUAUAUCGCUCACGAAGAUGGCCCACUCGUUUGGGCUCGGCGGUAAUGGGUCCAGCUCGUCUUCGUCCUCGGAAGCGGAGGAUGACUGAUUUUUUUUCAGGUCUUCGGUCUUGAUCGUCGAUGAACCGUUUGUGUAAACGAAUCAGCGUGGCCUCAUCAACUUUACUUGGUCUUUUUCUCCGGCGGUGCGUUUCUCUAUCCGGGGGGGGGGGUACUCAUAGUCGUGCAUGCCGUAGUCGUUAGACCAUUGACCUUCUUUCCCUAAAUGCCGGGACGGAGUACUCGAAGGUUCUCCCCGGACAUGGUUCUUACUAAGCGCGAAGUGCUGUGAGGUAUUCGGCGAGUGGCAUGGAGGGUGCGCUGCAUCCUGCUAAGGGUUUCGACAUCUGGUGCUUACUUCCUUGCAUGAUGACACCUACGAAUGUCUUCCUUCGAAGUACUUAUCUUCUGGUGCUUUUACUUCUAGAGACAGUUGUAAUCACUCUGUGUAACUGCCUUGAGGGCGCUUGACCAACUUAACCCAACGUGGUGCGAUCAUCCCCCUUGCGCGGAGUGAGGGUUCUCGAACCCGCACAAAAUAUUCUACUCGACCACCAUUUUGAUCCGGGGAGGGGGGAAGGCGUUACUCGUUUGUUCAUGUGUGGAGACCCCUCCCUGCGGUUGGUCCCCAAGUUAGCUGUGAUCGAAAUCGGUUUUGUUGUCGGUGUGCAUGUAUUUUGAUAUCACAUGGACGAGAGAAAAAUAUCAACAGAACUAUAUUGGGUGCGCCAAGGUGCUCUACGGUUUCUCCCCAUUUAUGAUACACGUUCAAGGCGGGGAGAGACGGUCAGAUGGUAACACUAAGUUCGGUAUGAGCUCCUGUACUUUUUAGCCCCGUUUUUUGUGUAUUCCGUUUUGGUAUCCAUGUUGACUGUCGCAGAGGUUUCUUGCAUGUGUCCAGCCUUUCACGGCUGCUUUCGGGUGUGGCAAGCAGGGCUUUCGACGUGUAAAGUGUACUCAGCACUAGAUACGGAUAUACGGAGAUCUAGGGGGUUUCGUGUAUCAUGUUGGCAUGUGCUUGUGGAACGGCGAUCCCCCUUCUGCCCUUCAUGGUUAACAUGUUGUAUCAAGGUUCUGAGUCAACCUUUUCUCCGUAACCUCUGACGGAAAGCACGCCCGCUACCCAACACGACGAAAAAUUUAGUGAAGCCUAGUCAGUUCCGGUUGAUCA